CCAGUGGUAGUAGAUAGAGACAGACAAACCCAUUCUUUUCCUCUCUCUGCUUCUGCGUAUUCUACUAGGCAGGCACCCUGGUAAACCAAAGGUUGAUCCUUUUCUUUCUCACCUAUAUACCCAAUGUUAUUUUUGCUCAAUUGGGUAGCCUAGUUUCGUGUUGAAUUAUUCAAAUUUGAUAGCUUUUUAUUGAUUUGUUUUUUGAUUUUAGUAUUUUUCUUUUGCCUUUUUCUUUUGUCCUGUUUCUGUAGACCUUUUCUUGGUUUUGCGGUCUUAUAUGUUCAGUGACUUUAGUUUGUGAUCCACAGAUUCAAAGGUGUGUUCUUUGUUGUACAAAUUGCUGAUUCAGUCGCUGAUCAAGCAAGGUUUUGACCCUCUCUGGGUUCUCUUUAUUUGGUUGUCUUGUCUCAAGUUUCAUCAUUUUUGUGUAGUUGCAGUCUUGAUUUAUUUUUUCUGUUUCUUGUAUCGAAGGGAAUUCAUCUGUCAUAGAUGCUAUAUCAGAAAGUUGGUAAUUGUGAUUUCUGUUUGUUGAUUUGGUGGUAGCAAUUAUACAUCUCUUUUUAGGUGUAUAAAUCCAUGCUUUUUAUUUUACAUCUAUAAAGUCAAUCUAGAGGGAUUUGACUUCUCAAAUUUGGAGAUUGGAGAUUGGAUCUUAUGUAUUUUGUUAAGACAUUCAGUAGAGUUAGAUAUUGCUGCUGAGGAAGUGUCAAGGAAGGAAUUAAGUGUUGGUCUAAAUGGGGAAUACUUGUGUUGGACCGAGCAUUUCCAAGAAUGGAUUCUUCCAAUCGGUUUCGGCUGUAAUGUGGCCAAACCGGUUGCCAGAUGACUCAGUUCACACAAACGGAGAAACUAUCAAUGAGACAUCAACACCUAAGGAACCUGAGUCACCUAUGCCGGUACAAGACAAACCACCAGAACAAGUGACAAUACCAAAACCAGAAACCGAGCCAAAGCAAUCCGCAAAACCCAAAAGGCCACCACAGAUGAAGAGGGUAUCUAGUGCAGGACUUCGGACCGGUUCAGUGUUACAAACGAGAACUGGAAAGUUAAAGGAGUUUUACAGUUUGGGGAGGAAACUGGGACAGGGGCAGUUUGGAAUAACGUUUUUGUGUGUGGAGAAGGCGACAGGGAAAGAGUUUGCAUGCAAAUCGAUUGCAAAAAGGAAGUUAGUAACUGAUGAUGAUGUGGAGGAUGUGAGGAGGGAAAUUCAGAUAAUGCACCAUUUGGCAGGGCACCCAAAUGUUAUAUCUAUUAAGGGUGCGUAUGAGGAUGCUGUAGCAGUUCAUGUAGUUAUGGAAUUAUGUGCAGGAGGUGAGCUCUUUGAUAGGAUUAUCCAGCGUGGGCAUUAUACAGAGAGAAAAGCAGCUGAGCUAAGUAGAACUAUAGUUGGAGUUGUGGAAGCUUGCCAUUCAUUGGGGGUUAUGCAUCGAGACCUUAAGCCAGAGAAUUUUCUUUUUGUCAGUCAGGAUGAGGAUGCACUUCUCAAAACUAUUGAUUUUGGAUUAUCUAUUUUCUUCAAGCCAGGAGAAAAAUUUAGUGAUGUGGUUGGAAGCCCAUAUUAUGUUGCACCUGAAGUUUUACGAAAGAGUGAUGUGGUUGGAAGCCCAUAUUAUGUUGCACCUGAAGUUUUACGAAAGCGUUAUGGUCCAGAAGCAGAUGUCUGGAGUGCUGGAGUGAUCCUUUACAUUCUGUUAAGUGGUGUACCUCCAUUUUGGGCUGAAAACGAGCAAGGAAUAUUUGAACAGGUCCUGCAUGGUGACCUCGAUUUUGCAUCAGAUCCUUGGCCUAGUAUUUCUGAUGGUGCCAAAGAUUUAGUGAGAAGGAUGCUUGUUCGAGACCCUAAAAGGCGAUUGACUGCACAUGAAGUUUUGUGCCAUCCCUGGGUGCAAGUUGAUGGUGUGGCUCCUGACAAGGCUCUUGAUUCUGCAGUUCUAAGUCGCUUAAAGCAAUUUUCAGCAAUGAACAAGCUCAAGAAAAUGGCUCUCAGAGUCAUUGCAGAGAGCUUAUCUGAAGAAGAAAUAGCUGGCCUCAAAGAAAUGUUCAAGAUAAUAGACGCUGACAACAGUGGUCAAAUCACUUUUGAGGAACUUAAGGCUGGAUUGAAAAGAUUUGGAGCUAAUCUCAAGGAGUCUGAAAUUUAUGAUCUAAUGCAAGCAGCAGAUGUAGAUAACAGUGGAACCAUUGAUUAUGGAGAAUUCGUAGCUGCAACAUUGCACCUAAACAAAAUUGAGAGAGAAGAUCAUCUAUUUGCAGCUUUCUCCUACUUUGAUAAGGAUGGAAGUGGCUAUAUUACUCCAGAUGAGCUUCAACUAGCUUGUGAGGAGUUUGGCAUAGAGGAUGUUCGCCUUGAAGAAAUGAUACGAGAAGUUGAUCAGGACAAUGAUGGGCGCAUAGAUUACAACGAGUUUGUGGCCAUGAUGCAAAAAGGAAAUUUUGUUGGCCCAGGUAAGAAGGGCUUGCAAAGUAGCUUCAGCAUUGCCUUUAGAUAAGCUGUUACAAUUUAGUUUCAUAGAUAGCAAAAGGGUUUCCUGCUUCAUUCUUAAACUGUUUUGAGGUAUUAAGAGUGUGUAGAAAGGUGCUUAACUGCUCAUCCAAGUUGCAGCCAGACAUUUCCGGUCAUCCUUGCUGAAUUUGUUGAGACUUCCACCCUGAAGGGAUUUUGCAGUUUUAAGCCGAGCCCUUUCUAUUUUGUAUGCAGUGGGGAGAGAUUUUUUUAUUGCCA
This is a messenger RNA of Prunus avium (sweet cherry), 2722 nucleotides long. RefSeq names its product calcium-dependent protein kinase 1. The record is from RefSeq and is a predicted model, not a curated record. Gene Ontology annotation, molecular function: ATP binding; calcium ion binding; protein kinase activity. Gene Ontology annotation, biological process: protein phosphorylation. NCBI's taxonomy places the organism in Eukaryota, Viridiplantae, Streptophyta, Magnoliopsida, Rosales, Rosaceae.